Molecule: messenger RNA, 988 nt
Organism: Danio aesculapii
Lineage: Eukaryota; Metazoa; Chordata; Actinopteri; Cypriniformes; Danionidae
Gene: nkx2.4b
Product: NK2 homeobox 4b
Exons: 2
Coding region: 65-988 (307 amino acids)
Biological process (GO): cell differentiation; regulation of transcription by RNA polymerase II
Cellular component (GO): nucleus
Molecular function (GO): DNA-binding transcription factor activity, RNA polymerase II-specific; RNA polymerase II cis-regulatory region sequence-specific DNA binding
Source: RefSeq, a predicted model, not a curated record
GCGGACGCGCGCGCACAUCCACGGGCUUGUGGCAGCUUCAGCAAACCUGCUCGCGGGCUGAACCAUGUCCUUUAGCCCCAAACACUCAACGCCUUUCUCAGUGAGCGAUAUUUUGAGCCCGAUCGAGGAGACCUUCAAGAAGUUUGCAGCCAUGGAGAGCAGCGCGAGCCUGGCGUCUCCUCUAUAUCGACAGAGUCAGGUGUCUCAGGCUAAUUUGCAGCAGCACAGUAUGAGCCAUAACGCGUACCACAUGCCGCACUCGCAGUUCUCGCACAGCGCCAUGGGCGGAUACUGCAACGGGACUAUCGGCGCAAUGGGGGACCUGCCGUCCUACCAAGAGAGCAUGAGGAACGGCGCCACGGCCACGGCUUGGUACGGAUCGAACCCGGAGCCGAGAUACCCGACAAUCUCCAGGUUUAUGGGUCCCUCGGCGGGCAUGAACAUGGGCACGUUACCGGGAAUGGACGCCAGUAAAUCAAUGGUGACUCUACACGCGGCGCCGCGCAGGAAGCGGCGCGUGCUUUUCUCCCAAGCGCAGGUGUACGAGCUGGAGCGCCGCUUCAAGCAGCAGAAAUACCUGUCGGCCCCGGAGAGGGAACAUUUGGCCAGCAUGAUCCACCUUACCCCGACGCAGGUCAAGAUCUGGUUCCAGAACCACAGGUACAAAAUGAAGCGGCAGGCGAAGGAUAAAGCGUCCCAGCAGCAGGACAGCGGGAACAUGUGCGCGCAGCAGUCACCGAGGCGCGUGGCCGUGCCUGUGCUUGUUAAGGACGGUAAACCGUGUCAGAACGGCUCCGGGACGCCGACGCCGAUCCAUCAGCAGGUGCAAAGUGUCCUAGGCAGCGAGACUUUAGCUUCGGCAGAGGAUCUGGAGGAAAUGUCGCCCAGUCCGCCUCUGAUGGGCGGCCUCUCUCAGACUGACGCCGCACUCAUCGAGUACACGAGCAGCAUGGUGAGCUCCAACCUGCUGUACGGCAGAACAUGGUGA